AUCUAGCAUAACAUAUUUAUUAUAUUAAAUUAGUUAGUCACAUUAAAAUAACGAAAAUUUUUAAGUUAUAAACGAUGAUUGGGUUACAUAACCUCGUUAAAAAUAAUGAAAUUCUGUUGUUCAAUUUUAAAAAAUGUUAACUUUUUUGCCAGGCAACCAGUAAAGAUAAGGAAUUUUAAUAAAUUUAGUGUUAGUACAAUAAAUCAAAAUAUAAAUCGAUGUGAUAAAAAAUCAAUUGAAGUUAUGAAGGUAUUAAAUGUCGCUGAAAAAAAUGAUGCUGCGAAAAAUAUUGCUGCUCAUUUGGCCAGAGGAACCAGUAAACGGAGAGAAGGAUUAUCAAAGUUUAAUAAAAUUUACGAAUUUAAAUUACGAUUAUGGAAUAAAGAUUGUCAAAUGAUAAUGACCUCAGUUUCUGGUCAUUUAAUGACUUAUGAAUUUGUUGGUGCAUACAGAUCUUGGCAGAGCUGUCAUCCUUUAAGUUUAUUUGAUGCUCCGGUUAUUAAAAAUUGCGCUGAUGAUAAUUAUGUUAAAAUAAAAAAAACAAUCGAACGAGAAGUUAGAGAUUGUAGUGCCUUAAUUAUAUGGACUGAUUGUGAUAGAGAAGGUGAAAAUAUUGGAUUUGAAAUAAUACAAGUUUGUCAAGGAAUUAAACCAAACAUAAAAGUCUACAGAGCAAUAUUUUCAGAGAUUACGGCGGCUUCUGUCACGAGAGCUGUUCAUAAUUUGGCUGAACCUAAUAAAGCACUAAAUGACGCUGUUAACGUCAGAAGUGAAUUGGAUUUAAGAAUAGGAGCGGCGUUUACUAGAUUUCAAACACUUAGAUUACAAAAAGUAUUUCCACAGAGUCUAGCACAAAUGCUGAUAAGUUAUGGAAGUUGUCAAUUUCCAACUCUUGGUUUUGUUGUUGAACGAUUUUUAGCGAUUGAAAAUUUUAAAUCUGAACCGUACUGGAAGAUAAAAGUUGUUGAUGAUCAUGAUGGAAUUUAUACAGAAUUUCGUUGGGCAAGAUACAGACUUUUUGAAGAAUUACCUUGUCAAGUAUAUUUGGACAUAUGUUUAGAAAAUCCAGAUGCAACUGUCGAAAAUGUUAACAGUAAACCAAAAAGCAAAUAUCGUCCGUUACCAUUAGAUACUAUUGAACUUGAAAAGCAAGGUUCAAAAAAAUUAAAAUUAACUGCCAAGGAGACUAUGAAGAUUGCUGAAAAAUUGUAUACUCAAGGUUUUAUAAGUUACCCACGUACAGAAACAAAUAUAUUUCCAAAAGAAUUAAAUUUAAAAUCAUUGGUAGAACAACAAGUUAAUCAUCAACAGUGGGGUCAAUUUGCUCAACGUGUAUUAGAGGAAGGUGUAACACCUCGUCAAGGUAAAAAAAGUGAUCAAGCUCAUCCACCGAUUCAUCCCACAAAGUAUGCUGAUAAUCUUCAAGGGAAUGAAGCUCGUGUUUAUGAAUUUAUUGUACGUCAUUAUUUGGCUUGUGUGUCAAAAAAUGCUGAGGGUUACGAAACAACUGUUGAUAUUGAUAUAGCUGGUGAAAAAUUUUCAGCAAAUGGAUUACAAAUAAUAGCUAAAAAUUAUUUAGAAGUUUAUAUUUAUGAAAAAUGGAAUUCUAAAGAAAUUCAUAUUUAUGAACCUCGUCAAGUAUUUCGACCAACUACUAUAGAAAUGGUUGGUGAACAAACAUCACCACCAAAUUUAUUAACAGAAGCUGAUUUAAUUUCAUUAAUGGAUAAACAUGGAAUUGGUACUGAUGCAACACACGCUGAACACAUUGAAACAAUUAAAUCACGUCAGUAUGUUGGUAUGAGAGAUAAAGAACAUAUUAUGCCUGGUAAAUUAGGUAUUGGUUUAGUUAUGGGUUACGAUAAUAUGGGAUUUCAAAUGUCAAAACCAUAUUUAAGAUCUGAAUUAGAAAAUGAUUUAAAGCUUAUAUGUGAUGGCGUUAAAAAUCCACAACAAGUACUUGAAACUCAAAUAAGUAAAUACCGUAGAGUUUUUAAAGCAGCAUUGGAACGUGCUAAUUUAUUAGAUACUGCUCUUGCUGAAUAUAUUGAUGAACGUCCUUCAGCAGUUGCUGAUUUAGAAAUAAAUAUUCCACCAGAGGAUCCGGUAUUUUUAAAAUGUCCAAAAUGUGGUUUAAAUAUGACAUUAAAAGAUCGUAAACAGACCGGUGGAAAAUAUAUAGGUUGUAUGGGAUUCCCUGCUUGUAAUAAUGCUAUUUGGUUUCCAACCGCUGUUACAGAUGUUAUUAUUUCUGAUAAUAUUUGUCAUAUUUGUUCUGGUAAUUUAAAAAAAAUGAAAUUUAAACUUAGACCAGGCGCUUUUCCAAUUUUCGGAUCAUCUUACGAGACUUGUAUCGGUGGUUGUGAUAAUACAUUCAAUGAAACUAUGAAUAUUAAUUUAAGUUCUGUACGAAGAGGUGCUCAAUCAUCAGACAGUGGUUAUACAAGUAAUAAUAAUUCAACAUCUUCACAAAGUUAUAGAAAUUCACAGGCAUCAAAUCUUACAAGUAGAAGUAAUAAUAACAAUAUAAAUACUUCUGGUGGACGAGGUGCAAGCGCAUCUUCCAAUUCAUCCAUUGGGUUAGUUGGAUUUCAAAAUAAUAGCAAUAAUAUCAGACCAAGUACAUUCAAUAAUCGUGAUAAUCCUGGAAGAGGUAGUAGUAAUAAUUAUUCAAAUAGAAAUAAUAAUACCAAAAGAAAUAAUAACCAUUGGCCUGAUGAUUUUCCUGAUACAAAACGUCCUAAGAUAACUAAAACACCAACAGGUAUGAAUUCAUCAAGUAUAGAUGAUACUGAAUCAUACAGUUGUAAUUGUCAUCAACCAGCUAUUAAAUUGACCGUUAAAAAAGAUGGACCAAACAAAGGGAGGCAAUUUUAUAAAUGUGCUAAACCUCAAGACAGUUCAUGUGGUUUUUUUCUAUGGGCAACAGAUGGUCCUGUUACUAAUGAAUCUGUAUUUUCACCGCCACCUCCGCCACCACAACGAAAUCGUAAUUUCGGUAAUAAUCAAAUGAGACCACCAAAUAAUUCAAAUACUACAGCAGGUAAAUUCAAUUCAUCUCAUGGUAGUAACGAUGGUAACGACGAUGUUAUUUGUGUUUGUGGUCAACCAGCCCGCAAAUUGACUGUAAGAAAAGACGGUCCGAAUAAAGGUAGAGAAUUUUAUUCAUGUCCUCAAGGAAAUUCAAGCAAUUGUAAUUUCUUUGAAUGGGCAAGCAACAAUUCAGGUGGAAAUAAUGAUACAGACAAUGAAUGGGGUAGUAGUAGUAGUAGUAGUAGUUAUAGUACAUCGUCUAGAGGACGAAGUUGCGGCUCAAGAGGACAGAGACGUGACAGUAAAUCAAAGACAACUGGUGGAAAACGAAAAUGCGGCAUUUGUGGUGUUGAAGGCCAUACAAGAAAAACAUGUCCAGAAAAUGCAAUGGAUUAAACAAACAACAACAACAAAACGUGUGAUUAUUGUAAAUAAAAAUAGAUGUAUUAUAAUUUGUAAAUUACUAUCAUAAAUCGCGCUACAUUAAGGUAACUUUUUAUAGACUAUACAUAUCGAUAGUUAUUACGAAUUAUUCAAAAUAUUAAAUUGACAAACAUUGUUGAAAAUAUUUUUACAAAAUCGUUCAGUCAAGUUUAAUAUUAAAUUUAUAACCGUUUAUUAUAAGAUAUUUUAUUUUUUAAGUUUUCAACGUGGUCUUUGUUUAAUUGUACUUGAGCGGUAGUUUCUGUUAACUGAAAGAUAAAAUUAUUCAUUCGAUCAAAUAAUGUU
This is a messenger RNA of Cotesia glomerata, 3762 nucleotides long. RefSeq names its product DNA topoisomerase 3-alpha (gene Top3alpha). The coding region runs from base 106 to 3429 and encodes 1107 amino acids. NCBI's taxonomy places the organism in Eukaryota, Metazoa, Arthropoda, Insecta, Hymenoptera, Braconidae. The record is from RefSeq and is a predicted model, not a curated record. Gene Ontology annotation, biological process: DNA topological change. The transcript is spliced from 6 exons. Gene Ontology annotation, cellular component: nucleus; chromosome. Gene Ontology annotation, molecular function: DNA topoisomerase type I (single strand cut, ATP-independent) activity; zinc ion binding; DNA binding.